Racocetra persica is the source of this 199-nucleotide messenger RNA. The record is from the annotation of a GenBank genome assembly. NCBI's taxonomy places the organism in Eukaryota, Fungi, Glomeromycota, Glomeromycetes, Diversisporales, Gigasporaceae.
GCUGAUUUAGACAAACCUGCUAAUAAGGAUAAUCCACUGGUGAAAAAUAUGAAAAGUAAUGCUACUGCUGAUAAUAAUGGAUAUGAUACUGACCCAACCAAAAAUAAGUUUAACAAAGAGCGGUAUGGUAAUCCAGAGACUGGCGAAGGAAUAACAAAAGAUAAGAUUAUUACUUACCUCCACGAUAAAAGAGUGAAAG